Suillus subaureus is the source of this 552-nucleotide messenger RNA. RefSeq lists its product as uncharacterized. Bases 1 to 552 code for a protein of 183 amino acids. The record is from RefSeq and is a predicted model, not a curated record. The transcript has 8 exons. Lineage: Eukaryota; Fungi; Basidiomycota; Agaricomycetes; Boletales; Suillaceae.
AUGAAAGUCUCAGUCCACGCCAACUCCGGUGAAAUAUGGGUCUUCAAAACCGCUCCUAGGAUGAUGGUUGAGGGAUCUGGGUUCAAGCUAGAACUCGACACGCGACAAACGGUAGGAUUUUGCUGGAUGGUUGGUUUUGCGGUGCAACAGACCAGAUCGAUCAAGGACCAACGAUGUAUACUCCCGUUCAUGCCACUUAAGGGCGCUGGACGUCACGCACCUCUAGAGUAUAGCAUGAAUUACAAUGCUACUUUUUGGGGCCCAAUCUGGCUUAAGGCCUCCAGCCGCCACACUGGUGCCAAAAUCGCUCGAUCACAAACCAAAUAUUUCAUCCUGUUCGUAUCAGAGCGUUUCUAUGAAUACACACGCAAACGCCAUAAGAAUGGGUCAUCAGUAUCUCGCGUUGCCAACAACGCCUUCGUCGUGGAGACCAACCUAAAGGAGAUGGAUUGGUCUGUGAGAGUCACCUUCUGGGACUUUGGCGAAGUAUUGAUCAUUGAAAUGAAGAAACUACUUUUAUAUGGGUUCCGGGUUGAGAACCUUAAGGUCUAG